AAUUUUGUAAUCAUCUUGACAAGCAAGUGUUUUAAUUGUUGCUUUAUUUAUUUAAUUACACAAAAUGGCUAGCGACGCAGUUUUUAAAUAUUUAACUGAUACGAACAGACCGUAUUCUUGUGCAGACAUAACAGUUAAUUUACGAGGUACUUAUUCGAAAACCGUAGUACAAAAAGCUCUUGAUAGUUUGAGUGAAUUAGGUAAAAUACGUUGUAAGUUAUAUGGAAAACAGAAGGUAUAUGUAGCCAUACAAACGGACAGUGAAAAAGUUAGUGAUACGGAAGACUACGACUCCCAAAUCGCAAAUCUGACGAAAAAACUCGAAGAGACAAAAUCAUCACUAAAAACCUCCGAGAAUAACCUCAAAAGCCUCCUAUCCGCGCCAACAAACGAACGCGCCAAGUCGCAGGUCGAGGAAAUUAAAAAUAAUAUAGUAAAAUUAGAAAACAAGUUAUCCGAUUUACGUAACACCACCCAAGUCGUUAGCGUCGACGAGAAAAAACAUAUAUUGAAUGAACAUGAAUAUUAUUAUAAGGAAUACAGAAAGCGAAAGAGAAUCUGUUCGGAAAUGAUUGAAGCCGUUCUCGAAGGUUACCCAAAAUCAAAGAAGACAUUUCUAGACGAACUGUGUAUAGAAACCGACGAGACUGUUAACUUCAAACUGGUUUCGAAACAAUAAAAACAAUGGAAUAAAACGUUGAUUUAUAAUAAAAGAAUAAAAAAAGAAUUAAAUCGUAAAUUUUAUGAUCAAAUAUUAAAAAUACGAAUAUCUGAGAUUGAUUUGUGAAUUUUAUUAUGUUUUGCACAAAUAAAUUUGUCUUCAACACA
This is a messenger RNA of Melitaea cinxia (Glanville fritillary), 828 nucleotides long. RefSeq names its product homologous-pairing protein 2 homolog. Gene Ontology annotation, molecular function: recombinase activator activity; hydrolase activity, acting on acid anhydrides, in phosphorus-containing anhydrides; RNA-directed RNA polymerase activity. The coding region runs from base 65 to 679 and encodes 204 amino acids. The transcript is spliced from 3 exons. NCBI's taxonomy places the organism in Eukaryota, Metazoa, Arthropoda, Insecta, Lepidoptera, Nymphalidae. Gene Ontology annotation, cellular component: DNA recombinase auxiliary factor complex; condensed nuclear chromosome. The record is from RefSeq and is a predicted model, not a curated record. Gene Ontology annotation, biological process: homologous chromosome pairing at meiosis; meiotic strand invasion involved in reciprocal meiotic recombination; meiotic joint molecule formation.